Messenger RNA from Clonostachys solani, 1455 nucleotides. The record is from the annotation of a GenBank genome assembly. NCBI's taxonomy places the organism in Eukaryota, Fungi, Ascomycota, Sordariomycetes, Hypocreales, Bionectriaceae.
AUGUUGUCCACCUGUGAGAACAGCCUCCAGCACCCUGCAAUCAAUGCAAAAUGCCAGGUGAGACUGUUGAGGCUUUACCCCGCUACGCCGAGGGCUCGCGUGCCCCAGGCGGCUUUCCACAUCGUCGACAUCGAUCAGUUGCCGUGUACUCCCUACAGGGCCUUGUCCUACUCUUGGGGCAAUAGUCUUGUUCAAAAUGAUUCUCAAAUAAUUGAAAUCGACGGUCACACCCACCAAGUUCGGGAAAACCUGUACAGCUUCCUGUGCAGUGUGGGACAGAGGGAGGAAUACGGGCUCUUCUUCAUCGACGCCCUUUGCAUCAAUCAGCUAGACAACGAUGAGAAACCAGAACAAGUCAUGUUGAUGGAUAAGGUUUACAAACACGCCAGGCAAGUGGUCGGAUGGCUUGGAGAUCCAGAUUGCCAGCAGUAUACGAACGUCAAGACCUUGCAUGAGAGCAUCCGUCAAGACCGCCGCACGUGGGACCAAGCAGCCUGGGAUGGUCUCACCUUUCUCAGCCAUGCCAGCUACUGGGGACGCAUGUGGGUUGUCCAGGAAGUGGUUCUCGCAGCCAGUAUGGAGGUGUGGUGCGGCCCAUUCACUUUCCCCGUCGAGCUAUUCGAGGACUCAUCUUCCAUGAGGGAUACCUCAAAGUUACGAUUCGCACCCGACGGGUCCCCUAAUAUAUCUCUAUCAGCCAGCGUCAGGUCGCAAACUCCCGCUCAAAUCAUCGUGACCCAUCGUUUAAGACACGUUCUUCGGCCGAUACGGCGGCCUGAGCUGGACCAGACACAUAUGAUGACGCAAGAAGAAAUUCAGGAUGCUCUACUAAAGCCCAGAGAUAAAGUCCAUACAUACAAAUCAGGAUUGAGAGAUUCGCUUUGGCAACUCAUGUCGAAAUUCGGGCGGCAAAAGUGCACCGACCCCAUGGAUAAACUCUACGGGCUACUCGGGAUCCUCCAUGAAGACACUCGAGACCAGAUCAAGCCGGAUUAUGGCAGAGGUGCCAUUUAUGCCUUCUAUCAGGCGCUGAGAGUCGGUUUACUCAGGCUUUUCCCUAUUGAAGACCGGAAGUUCGGUGAUCAAUUCCUGGACGCGGACCGCUCCUAUGUCUACUACUACUGUGAUGUUCGGAACGCAUUCUCCCUGGACGACAGAGUGACCAUGCCAAUCUUACGGCAGGUGUGUAAGGAGCUUCAACUGUACAGGAGGGGGCGAGACGCACUGUUUGAGGCCCAGCUUAACAGCAUCUACGGCUGGGGUAACCUCGAUCUUCGGCAUCACAGAGAGUUUGAGAAGGCAAUCUUGGAUAUUGCAGAGGACGAACCUCUAUCAAAGGACAGUCGACUCUUCCGCUUUCACUCAUGGCAGACGCGAAAGUUGACGAACUUAGCUGGUCGAUUCACGUCUAAAAGAGUAAAAUCACAGGGGUGGCAGCCCUUGCUUGAAGAUUGA